Messenger RNA from Ostertagia ostertagi, 546 nucleotides. NCBI's taxonomy places the organism in Eukaryota, Metazoa, Nematoda, Chromadorea, Rhabditida, Trichostrongylidae. The record is from the annotation of a GenBank genome assembly.
AUGGUGAAACAUAUGCGGAGUCUUUUCCUUCUAUUCCCCGUACAGCAACGAUUUGUGAUCACGAGAAAUACUGACAGAACAAAAAAUACCGAGGCUUUCACAAGAAAGCAGAUAAGUGAUGAAGAGAUGAGGAGGGACGCCGAAUCGAAACCGAAGUCAAGCCAAGCCGCGAAAGGACGGUCCCGACGGGAUUCGCCUGGCGACUGGACCAUCGUUGAACUGCUGCUGGCCGCCGCCAUGGGACGGGCUUCAUUCGAAUAUGAUGAAGUGGGUAACACUUUUUACUACGUCCUCGUCUCCUUUUACGCAAUUAUUCUUCUACCGGCUACUUAUUUCUUUUUCCCCACAGGAAAAGUUGGUACGAGUAUACACUUUGCAGAGCAACUCAAAGUUGAUGAACAUGAUUGUCAAUGUCAUGGUUGUGUGAAAAAACGGCAACAGAAGGAGGCGAAUCGACCUUGGAAGCGUACAAAGAAAAUAUUGACUGUUGUUGUAAGUAUCUUCACAGUUUUUUCCACCAAUAUGUCCAAUGUACAUCAAUCUUAA